UUGUUUUAGCAAAAUAUGCAGAAACAAAAAAUGCGACAUGAAAAGAGUAACGAUCCUAAUAAAGAAGACAUAAACAACAAAAAUGAAAAAAAAGUAAAAAAAAAUAAAAAAAGUAAGAAAAAUGAAGACAAGUUUGAUUUUUUAAAUAAAUAUCACUUCUUCUCCUACCAUUUGCCCUUUCGAGUUUUGAUAAACCACCACCACCACAACAUCCUCUGAAACCCUAGCCACCACCAAUCGCCGCUUACUCUUCCAUCUACCAGAUUUAAAUGAAACCGGAUCGGAUCUACCUCUAGAUCCGUUCUAGGUUUUUUAUUUCUACAUCCUCCCACCGUCUCCUCCAGAUGCCCCCGAGAUUCAUCACAACACAUAGCCAUCAUCAUCAUGUCUCUGUUUCUAAAAGACGAUUCGAUCCAAAUCCGCGAAGUGUGGAACGAUAACCUCCAAGAAGAAAUGGAUCUGAUCCGAGAAGUCGUCGACGAUUUCCCUUACGUCGCCAUGGACACCGAGUUCCCCGGAAUCGUCGUCCGCCCCGUCGGAACAUUCAAAUCCAACGCCGAUUACCACUACGAAACCCUAAAGCUAAACGUCAACAUCCUCAGCAUAAUCCAGCUCGGCCUCACCUUCUCCAACGAGCAAGGCAACCUCCCCACCUGCGGCACCGACAAAUACUGCAUCUGGCAGUUCAACUUCCGCGAGUUCGAUCUCGACUCCGACAUCUUCGCCGUCGACUCCAUCGAUCUCCUCAAGCAAUCUGGCAUCGACUUCGCCAAGAACACUCAAGAAGGGAUCGAGUCGAGGAGAUUCGCUGAGCUCUUGAUGUCCUCAGGGAUCGUGCUCAACGAGAAUGUACAUUGGGUUACUUUCCACAGUGGAUACGAUUUUGGUUACUUGCUUAAGCUCUUGACGUGCCAGAACCUGCCUGAUUCGCAGACGAGUUUCUUCGAGCUGAUCAAUGUUUAUUUCCCCACGGUGUAUGAUAUUAAGCAUCUGAUGAAGUUCUGUAACAGUCUUCACGGGGGUUUGAAUAAGCUGGCGGAGUUGCUGGAGGUGGAGAGAGUUGGGAUCUGUCACCAGGCGGGGUCGGAUAGUUUGCUCACGUCGUGUACUUUCAGAAAGCUUAAGGAGAAUUUCUUCGUUGGUCCGUUGCAGAAAUAUGCUGGUGUUUUGUAUGGAUUAGGUGUUGAAAAUGGUCAGGUUGCUCUCUAAUAUCGAAAUAAAAAAGCAACUGCUAUGCCCGAGGACAUGGAGCUGACUCCAAGGAAGUCACGUGCUCACGGUGGUGUGACCAGAGCUGAUGAAAGUGCCAAACUUAUUGAGGAGCGUACCGCUCAUCUCUACAGUCUGUAACCAACCUGAUUAUGUCAAGCUUGUUAAAGCUCUAUGUGCUGAUCCUAAAUCAAUUUGCUUAAUCUUUUUAAGUGCCAAGACCCUUGGUGAAUGGGCUGGUUUAAGUAUUGCAGAUAGCUUGUUAAGUAACAUAUGGCUUGGUCGAGUAAAAUUGAUAGUCAGCUUAUAUGAGGGGAGAUUUGUAGACAAACAAGUAAUCAACUUGAUUUGAUCAAAUACUAUCAAGGAAGAAGAAGGCGGGAACAUUCUGUUAUUAGUAUGUGCUAAAAAGGAAAAGUGACUUUAGUUUUUAUAGGUAAAUCCAAUUAUAUAGUUACCAGAAGUUUAAACUAAC
Eruca vesicaria subsp. sativa (arugula) is the source of this 1684-nucleotide messenger RNA. The record is from the annotation of a GenBank genome assembly. NCBI's taxonomy places the organism in Eukaryota, Viridiplantae, Streptophyta, Magnoliopsida, Brassicales, Brassicaceae.